CCUCGUCAUUCGGUUGUGACCUUUAUUCACUGCAGAUGGGGCAUUCUGUUCUCCCACCCUCGGGACUUUACCCCCGUGUGUACCACGGAGCUUGGCAGAGCUGCAAAGCUGGCACCAGAAUUUGCCAAGAGGAAUGUUAAGCUGAUUGCCCUUUCAAUAGACAGUGUUGAAGACCAUCUUGCCUGGAGCAAGGAUAUCAAUGCUUACAACUGUGAGGAGCCCACAGAAAAGUUACCUUUUCCCAUCAUCGAUGACAGGCAUCGGGACCUCGCCGUGCUGCUGGGCAUGCUGGACCCGGCCGAGAAGGACGAGAAGGGCAUGCCUGUGACGGCGCGCGUGGUGUUUGUUUUUGGCCCUGAUAAGAAACUGAAGCUGUCCAUCCUCUACCCAGCGACCACCGGCAGGAACUUCGAUGAGAUUCUCAGAGUAGUUAUCUCCCUCCAGCUGACAGCGGAAAAGAGGGUUGCCACCCCGGUUGACUGGAAGGUUGGAGAUAGCGUGAUGGUCCUUCCAACCAUUCCUGAAGAGGAAGCCAAGAAACUUUUCCCUAAGGGAGUCUUUACCAAAGAGCUCCCGUCUGGCAAGAAAUACCUGCGCUACACUCCCCAGCCGUAGGUCUGCUGGUGCGGGAGAUGCUCACCCGCAGUGAGCCAGAGGCAAUUCCAUAGAACGUCGUGCUGUGAUCACAGCCACAGUCUCUAGGUUGCUGUACUAGUGGCUUAUUAAAUGAGAAUGGCACUAAAACCUCCAUGGGAUUCUUUGCUUCAUGCCUUCACUGGCCUUCUGUUCUGUCCAUAUGUCUCAGCACUCGCCUGGCUCUGAAAUAUAGUCUGUCUUUGAGACUCA
Molecule: messenger RNA, 846 nt
Organism: Miniopterus natalensis
Lineage: Eukaryota; Metazoa; Chordata; Mammalia; Chiroptera; Miniopteridae
Source: RefSeq, a predicted model, not a curated record